Messenger RNA from Helianthus annuus (common sunflower), 1722 nucleotides. RefSeq names its product phosphatidylinositol N-acetylglucosaminyltransferase subunit A. The coding region runs from base 250 to 1575 and encodes 441 amino acids. The transcript has 9 exons. Gene Ontology annotation, biological process: GPI anchor biosynthetic process. NCBI's taxonomy places the organism in Eukaryota, Viridiplantae, Streptophyta, Magnoliopsida, Asterales, Asteraceae. The record is from RefSeq and is a predicted model, not a curated record. Gene Ontology annotation, cellular component: glycosylphosphatidylinositol-N-acetylglucosaminyltransferase (GPI-GnT) complex. Gene Ontology annotation, molecular function: phosphatidylinositol N-acetylglucosaminyltransferase activity.
AUCAUCGUCUAAUAUUCAUCAAUCGCAAACCUAAUUGAAGAAUUCGCACCUCAAAUGAGCAAAUCAAAACAUUUACCAUAUUUUCAUUUGCACUUUCAGUUCUCUAACUGAUUUCAAUCACCGGCACCAGUACAGAUCUCUUUAGUCACCAUGCCAACCCUAACUUCCUACAUUCAAUUUCGUAUACCUCCGUAGAUCCAUCACUUCAAUUUACACUUGAUUUGCAUCGGUUUUCGAUCGUCGGAAGUUAUGGAUAUCAAGGAGGGAAAGCAUAGCAUCUUAAUGGUAUCUGACUUUUUCUACCCAAAUUUCGGGGGUGUGGAGAAUCACAUCUAUCUCUUAUCACAAUGCUUGCUUAAGCUUGGCCAUAAGGUGGUGGUUAUGACUCAUGCUUAUGCAAACCGUUCUGGUGUGAGGUACAUGACAAAUGGCUUAAAAGUUUAUUACGUACCGUGGAAACCGUUUCUUAUGCAAAAUACAUUGCCAACUUUUUACGGAACACUCCCAAUUAUAAGAACUAUUCUUAUUCGGGAAAAGAUCUCACUAGUUCACGGACAUCAAGCCUUUUCAACCCUUUGUCACGAGGCUCUAAUGCAUGCACGCACGAUGGGUUACAAAGUCAUAUUCACCGAUCAUUCACUGUAUGGUUUUUCUGAUAUUGGAAGCAUUCACAUGAACAAAGUAUUGCAGUUUACUUUAGCAGAUGUGACUCAAGCCAUUUGUGUCUCACAUACAAGUAAAGAAAACACGGUUUUAAGGUCAGGGUUGCCUCCGGAAAAGGUUUUUGUUAUACCAAAUGCUGUGGACACAACUAUGUUCAAGCCCGCUCCAGAGAGACUUAGCAUGGAUCCGAUUGUUAUUGUUGUUAUAAGUAGACUGGUUUAUCGGAAGGGUGCAGAUCUGCUAGUUGAAGUUAUUCCCGAAGUAUGCCAUUUGUAUCCCAAUGUUCGAUUCAUCAUCGGAGGAGAUGGACCCAAGAGAGUAAGACUAGAAGAGAUGAGGGAAAAACACUCGCUUCAAGAUCGAGUUGAUAUGUUAGGUGCGGUCCCACAUGCGAAAGUGAGAUCAGUUUUGAAUUCCGGGCAUAUAUUCUUGAACAGGUUUUUUAACAGUUCUUUAACCGAGGCAUUCUGCAUAGCGAUUCUAGAGGCUGCUAGUUGUGGAUUAUUGACAGUGAGUACACGCGUUGGCGGUGUUCCAGAGGUUCUACCGGAUGAUAUGAUUGUUCUUGCUAAGCCAGAUCCUAGUGAUAUGGUGCAUGCAAUUAAGAAAGCAAUCCGGAUACUUCCUCAUAUUGAUCCACAAGAGAUGCACCGUCGUAUGAAAGAAAUGUACAGCUGGCACGACGUCGCUAAAAGAACAGAAAUCGUGUACGACCGUGCCUUGAGAUGCUCAAAUCAAACCCUCUUGGAAAGACUUCCUCGGUACCUCACAUGUGGUGCAUGGGCAGGCAAGCUUUUCUGUUUGGUGAUGAUCAUUGAUUUCAUAUUAUGGCGAUUGUUACAACUGUGGCAGCCUGAUUCUGAAGUUGAGCCGGUGCCUGAUUUUAAACGGACGGAGCUUAAACGAGGAUAAGAAAAUGACCAUAAUAGUGAUUUUGACGUUGGUUCAUACAUAUGCAUAUACACAUACAUACAUGUAUCUAGAUCUGUAUAUACAUGCAUCAUGUAUGUGUAUACUCUUUUGUUAGAGGUGGUAAUUACAAUCCGCUCGUAUGAAAAA